This is a messenger RNA of Lactuca saligna, 861 nucleotides long. The record is from the annotation of a GenBank genome assembly. Lineage: Eukaryota; Viridiplantae; Streptophyta; Magnoliopsida; Asterales; Asteraceae.
AUGACAAUAAAUAGAAGCUUAAGGCUUCCUUUAAUCCUCACAAAAUCCUCAACAACAUCACUCAAACACUCCCUCUCCAAUUGUCCUUAUUUCUUUUGGAAAACACCACCACAACACCACUUUUCCACCACCAUAAAACCGCCACCAACCACCAUUUCCCUUGCUGUUUUGGUCGAUCAAUUGCCCUCCCAAACACCCUCCAUCCUUUCAACCAUCCACAUUCCUUCCUCCGACGGCGUUGCUAGGCAGAAAAAGGAAACGAAAGUAGCCAAAAGGUUGUCGGGCAGCCACUCACCACCUCCCACCAUCGUUGAAUCUCCAUCACCGCCUCUUGUUACUGCCUUUGGAAUCGAUAAUCAAGCAUUCAGACAACAGAUAGUGAUGGAUUUCAGACAAUCUAGUUUACUAGCUUUUGUUAUGUCUGCCUAUCUGUUUAAGGUACCUGUUGCUCGAACACCUGAGAACUAUGGAAAGAAGUUUUACGGGUGCCCUAAUUACAAGGUGGAAGAAGAGGACUGUGGUUUUUUGAAAUGGUACAAUGAAGAAGAUGGCCACAUUAUCGACCCAACUCACACAAAGCAUAUGCAGGGGCAGGGGCAGGGGCAUGGACAAUUGAAGACUUUGAAUGUUGUGACUUUAUAUUCUUUUGCUGUUGUUCUUAAUGGUGAUCAUUUCUUGAGUAGUUUUCCAGAUGAAAUGAGCAAGAAAAUGAAAGUGAAAGAAGCUUAUACGUAUGUAAAAGGUGCAGUUUCAAGAUUCAUAACUGCUAGCAAAGAAGCUAUCAAUUUGGGUGCUGAUGAAUCUGCCAUUGUUGACAUGAGAUCAUCUCUUACUACCAGAUCAGUUAUUCACAACAAAUGA